AUGCCGUCCUGCUGCAGGACCUGCGAUCACCGCAACCACGACGUGCACACAAACCCCUCAACGCCUACCCUCCUAGACGUCUGCCUCAUAACGCUGUGCUUCAAAACAGCGCUCCUCACAUCGUCCCCAAACAGCACAGCCCUGAACGCCGUGCUAAACAACAUCACCGACGCCGCGGAAUCGACGUCGCACCCUUCAACAUUCACCGCAUGGUCGCCGUGUCUGUCGAAUCCGCAGAUCGCAGUGGUGCUGACGACGGCGAGCGAGACGUGCGGGAAGCCGACGUCGGCGGUGUUCGAACCUGUGUUGAAGUAUCUGGAGAGCCCGCCGUGCGUGCAGCACGUGUUUCACGAGUACUCUAUCCUGUCGCUGGCAGCGUCGAGUCCGGAUGAGAAAGUGCCAUGCGACAUUAUCGUCCUGCGGGCGCCGAAUCCCGGCGUCGCAGGCGCCAUCGGCAAGCGCUUCGGCUGGGACCCUAAGCGCUCGUCGCUCUCCUCACAGCUUGAAGCUGGAGCGUCCGCAGGCUUCUCUCGGCCGGGCGAUCUCGUGCGCGACUUCUGGGCGUGGGCAGAACUGCAUGCAAAUGACCCAUCGUCGCCAUCCUGUAGUUCCGUUGGCAGUGGGUAUGAAAGUGCAGACACAAGACCUGGGCUUAUGAGCACCAACUCGUCCGAGAAGAACAUGUCGCUGUUCUUUGCGGAGGACGAAGAGCGGCGGAAUAUGGAAGAUGAGACGCUGAUCAUGCUCUUCCAGUGGAGAAGCCUUGUCGAUGCGGAAAGGUUUAAGCAUCCGCUGCAGAAGAGCUAUGGGCAGAAUGAAGAGGAAGUCAGUACCGAUCUGUGGGAUCGACAUGUUGCGCAUCCGGUGCGGCAGCUGCAGGGCAUAGGUGCGAAGGCAGACAUGUAUAGGCUGGAGCUGAGGGGCGUUGAGCCUCGGAUGCAGACCGCGAAGGCAGCAGCGGGGCGGGAGCGAAGCGGCAGUCGGAGGCUCAGCACCAUGGCGACGGGUUUAGGCGAGAAGGUCAGUGGGCUUUGGAGAUGA
Molecule: messenger RNA, 1041 nt
Organism: Trematosphaeria pertusa
Lineage: Eukaryota; Fungi; Ascomycota; Dothideomycetes; Pleosporales; Trematosphaeriaceae
Exons: 1
Coding region: 1-1041 (346 amino acids)
Source: RefSeq, a predicted model, not a curated record